GGCCCCGCGGCGUGACGCGAGCACGGCAACUCCGCCCCCUGCGUCUCUGGCCUGCCGGCCUUGGGGGGAUGGUUCCAUCAUGGCGUCAAUGCAGAAACGACUGCAGAAAGAACUGUUGGCUCUGCAAAAUGACCCACCUCCUGGAAUGACUUUAAAUGAAAAGAGUGUUCAAAAUUCAAUUACACAGUGGAUUGUAGACAUGGAAGGUGCACCAGGUACCUUAUAUGAAGGGGAAAAAUUUCAACUUCUAUUUAAGUUUAGUAGUAGAUACCCUUUUGACUCUCCUCAGGUCAUGUUUACUGGUGAAAAUAUUCCUGUUCAUCCUCAUGUUUAUAGCAAUGGUCAUAUCUGUUUAUCCAUUCUAACUGAAGACUGGUCCCCAGCGCUCUCAGUCCAGUCAGUUUGUCUUAGCAUUAUUAGCAUGCUUUCCAGCUGCAAAGAAAAGAGACGACCACCAGAUAAUUCUUUUUAUGUUCGAACAUGUAACAAGAAUCCAAAGAAAACAAAAUGGUGGUAUCACGAAGCCCAGUGAAGUUAGCCAUGAUGAUACUUGUUGAUGCCACUGUUAUCGUCCUCCUAGCAGAAGAUAGACCUACUGAGAAAAUGAGCACUUUGAUCAUUCAGUCUUUGAACUUUAACCUUUGACUGGAAAUGACCUAUAGGCAAUGAAGACUACUUCCUUUUACUGCAUUUUUACUUGUGUGCAUUCUGGGCGCAUGUUGAUCGCUGGUUCAGUCCAAGCAACUGACAUGCUUUUAUUAGUCAUACAGUAUUAAUGCAGGUGUCAGGAAAUGUCAAAUAUAAUUCCAUUUUUUAUUUUUAUUUUUGUAAGCUUUUGGAAAAGUUCCAGGUCCUCAUGUAUUAUUGUGCAAUAACAAUGACUUCCUUGGCGGUUUUGGGACGUUCAUUGCCGGCAAUGGACGUUGUAACAGGAAAAUUUUCAUUAACUCCUGCCACCCAAUGAUUAAUGCAUGAUAGGGCCUAUGAAAUGAGCUUAUCAGUUAUAGUGGGAUUAUAAGUAAAGUGAGGGAUCCAACAUUACUUUGAAAGUCACCCCAACUGUUUAUAUUUGGAUUCUAUGCACUGCGAUCCUAAGGUUAACAGCAUGAAUUAACAUGCGUCUUUAAAGGACUGUAAUGAAAGAUCAUUGCGUAUUUAUUGAAUUGUUUAUAACUGCUGUCAAAUUGUUUUGACAUGGAAGGUUUUCAAGUAACAUUGGCAGAGAGGUACAAUGUGUUAUCCCUAUGGUGAAAAUAAAUUCAUUCAUUGUAUAUAGUUUCUCAAUCUCUGAAGUAAAGGUAUGAGUAAUAUAGGGUAUGAAUGGUUUAAUCAAAGGCUUUAUUUUGGAAGUAAGAAAAAUGGCAGUGAUGAUUAAACUGCUACAGUCCAAAAUUGGGCUUGUUAUUUGUACAUUAACAGUUUUUCAAGUAGAUUACACUCUUGUUACUUCCUGCUAGCCAUCAGCAUGAGCCCUACUGCCUAAACACUAUUUCAUUUAUUUAUGUUUGGAAAACCCAUAACACUUUUGUUUGCAAUUUUGUUUUUUUGUUAUGUCUUAAGUCAAGUUUGAAUGUUACAAUACUUUGAAGAACUUUUGUCAAGUUUUUUUCUUGUAAAAUUUCUUUACUUGUAAGUAUCAUCUUGUCCUUCAAUCCUGUACCCUAAAAUAAGAAAUACAUUUUUGACAGAGGCUUAAUGUUUUAACAAAAAGUGUGGACAUUUUUAUUUUAAAAUUUAGGCAAAAAUACACUAUAAAAUGGUAUGUUCGCUUACUUGUCUCACACAAUCAUACAGUUUUCCUGGAGGGAUUUGUUUUGUUUUCUUAUUGUUUAGAAGACUUUGCUUAUAGCUAGAUAAAAAAUUUUUCUAUAGAAAAAGAAAUUGUUGGAAGGUCCAAUUCUCAGUACCAUGUAAGUUAAUGAUAGUAUAACUAGAUUCUCUUUUUAAAAAAUGAUUAAUGUAUUUUAUAAAUUACCUUUUCACAUAUGCAAAAUCUGUUUCUACUACAACGUUAUUUUUACUAAUGCCUAUUGUUGCACUCUUUUUGACAUAUUCUGCAGUGAAUAUAUGAAUCAAUUUGGGCUUAAAAAUAAAGGCCAGUUAGUUGGCUAAAAGGUUUGCAGUAUGUAUCCCAGCAAGACCAUCCAAUCCAUAAAUUGGCAGAAAAUAUUUUAAAAAUUGUUUUUAACCUCUGUAUAGAUGACAUUUUGUAGAUUUGUACAUGUUGUUAAUUAAGGACAUAUAAUUUUACAUUCUAAAAAUAUAAUUGCUGAACUCAGGGGUGGGUAGACUUCAAAAAUAUGUCUGCUAUAGAAAUAACUUGAAAAACAAAUAUUAAAACCAUGGCCAGCCACCAAAUUGAGGGCACUAUUUAUAUUACUAGUUAGCAGCUACCACUUUUUAAAAUUAAAAAUGUUUCUGUUCUAUAUUAACUAGAUAUACACAAGUUCUCACAGUAGUUUCUUAACAGUCUUAUUAGUUGGUCUGUUUAACCAAGACUAAAAUGUUUUUGGAAUGCUUUGAACUACUGUUAGUUUUUAAAUGCUUUUUAUUAUGAAAACUGCAGCUGUAAAUUAUGUAUUUUUCUUAUUUUACAUAACUGCUCUAAACUACUGAUUGACUUGAUCAUUUUGGAAUAGGGUGGGGCGAGGAAUCCUCUCUAUAUUGCUGGUUCUCUUACUAAAAUCCUUUUAUAAAGAAAAGACCUGUGACAUUUAUUCACCAAAGGAAUUAAUUUAUCAGGUCAAAGAUUAAUAAUGCUAUGCUAUAGAUUAAUAGGUUAUAAGUAGCCUCAGUUGAGUUUUUAAUAUAAGUAACAGUAUUUUAACAUACCUCUCUCUUUACAUAGAGAUACCAUAAAA
This is a messenger RNA of Condylura cristata (star-nosed mole), 2861 nucleotides long. RefSeq names its product ubiquitin-conjugating enzyme E2W (putative) (gene UBE2W). The coding region runs from base 80 to 532 and encodes 150 amino acids. The transcript has 7 exons. The record is from RefSeq and is a predicted model, not a curated record. NCBI's taxonomy places the organism in Eukaryota, Metazoa, Chordata, Mammalia, Eulipotyphla, Talpidae.